This is a messenger RNA of Staurois parvus, 334 nucleotides long. Lineage: Eukaryota; Metazoa; Chordata; Amphibia; Anura; Ranidae. The record is from the annotation of a GenBank genome assembly.
GACAGUAUCUAUCCCCCAAAUCUCAGAGAAGAAGGGUCUCUAUUGUCCAAGAAUGUCAGGACAGUACAGAUAUCCCCCAAAUGUCAGAAUAGUACAGAUAUCCCCCAGAAUAGUACAGAUAUCCCCCAAAUGUCAGAAUAGUACAGAUAUCCCCCAAAUGUCAGGACGGUACAGAUAUCCCCCAAAUGUCAGGACGGUACAGAUAUCCCCCAAAUGUCAGGACGGUACAGAUAUCCCCCAAAUGUCAGGACGGUACAGAUAUCCCCCAAAUGUCAGGACGGUACAGAUAUCCCCCAAAUGUCAGGACGGUACAGAUAUCCCCCAAAUGUCAGGA